This is a messenger RNA of Abrus precatorius (Indian licorice), 1959 nucleotides long. RefSeq lists its product as uncharacterized. Lineage: Eukaryota; Viridiplantae; Streptophyta; Magnoliopsida; Fabales; Fabaceae. The transcript is spliced from 15 exons. Bases 475 to 1668 code for a protein of 397 amino acids. The record is from RefSeq and is a predicted model, not a curated record.
AUUAUUAUUAUCAUCCUCUAUAUUUUUUUUGCCCCAAAAUCAGAACACCAAAACCGAAGUACCACCAAAACCAAAACCAAAACCAAAACAAAAUGCAUGUUUGGUAGUGAUUUGCUAACCGAAACCUAAGAGAGAAGAUUCUGUUGGAAGGUUGUUUAAAAUCAGUGCCCGCUGCUGAAUCCAUUGUUUUUCUCGUUUGUUCCUCUCCUUGGAGAACUCGAUCACUACCACCAUUUCCAUAAACCUUAGAUUUCAGUUACCAACAACCAACCCAAGUGUUGAUUUUUUCACAAAAACAUACUCUUUUUUUGCCAGAUCUUGCUUCCUCCUAUUUGGGCUAUUCCAGUUCCAAGGCUUGCCUUCUUAUAGCAAUUCCUCUUUGCUUCUUGUAUGGAGGAUGUGUGCCACUUGCUAGCUAGUGAAGAAUAGUUGCGUGUAAUUAUCUGAACAUACAAUCAGAACAGCUUGGAUAUAAUGGGGAUCAGUAAUCGCAGUUCUCCCAAUAGAAAACCAAGUGAAACUAUGAGGCUUAUUGUGACAACUUUUGUUGGAAUAGUUUUUGGCUUUUUUGUAGGAGUAUCAUUUCCAGCAUUGACUACAAAGUUGAAUCUCCCAUCUAGCCUGCUUCCCUCCAUCGAUGUUUCUUUCAUUCAAGAGAAAUAUGCAGGGGGCAAUGCGCCAUCUCUUAUGAAGAAAAAUAAAAGCAUCUCAUCACAGUAUCAGCGAUUAAAUGAUACAUUGAAGAUAUGGGUUCCAUCAAAUCCAAGAGGUGCAGAAAGGUUACCUCCUGCGAUUAUUGAAGCUGAGUCAGACUUCUAUUUGCGUAGAUUGUGGGGUCAGCCAAGUGAGGAUUUAACCUCAAAGCCAAAGUACCUUGUCACCUUCACUGUUGGUUAUGAUCAGAAAAAUAAUAUUGAUGCAAAUGUGAAAAAGUUUUCAGAGGACUUUACCAUACUUCUAUUUCAUUAUGAUGGACGAACAACUGAAUGGGAUGAGUUUGAGUGGUCAAAGCGUGCCAUUCAUGUGAGUGUUCGCAAACAGACCAAAUGGUGGUAUGCCAAGCGAUUUCUGCAUCCUGACAUUGUGGCACCAUAUGACUAUAUCUUUAUAUGGGAUGAAGACCUGAGUGUAGAACAUUUUAAUGCUGAGCAAUACCUAAAACUGGUGAAGAAGCAUGGAUUGGAGAUUUCACAACCUGGUUUGGAACCUAAUAAGGGGUUGACAUGGCAAAUGACAAAGAGAAGAGGUGAUCGUGAAGUUCACAAAGAAACAGAGGAGAAACCUGGAUGGUGCAGUGAUCCCCAUCUGCCUCCUUGUGCAGCGUUUGUUGAGAUCAUGGCUCCAGUGUUUUCACGAGAUGCGUGGCGUUGUGUUUGGCAUAUGAUUCAGAAUGACUUGGUCCAUGGGUGGGGUCUUGAUUUCGCUCUUAGGAAAUGUGUUGAGCCUGCCCAUGAGAAGAUUGGAGUUGUUGAUUCUCAGUGGAUUGUUCAUCAAAGUGUUCCCUCUCUAGGGAAUCAGGGAGAAUCACAAUCUGGUAAAGCACCAUGGCAGGGGGUGAGGGAGAGGUGUAGAAAGGAGUGGACAAUGUUUCAGAGUCGAUUGGCUAAUGCAGAAGACGCAUAUUAUAAGGCCGUUGGAAUUGAUAUGUUUAAUUCGAGUACCCCUUGAAAGUUGUCUUGUACACACACCCAUCUUCACCGUUGAGCUUUAAUUUUCACAUGCUAUAUAAUUUUUGUACUCAUUCCACAUGUAUUUUUUUUUUCUUUUAUUUUUUAUAUGUUUGGAACACUAGUUACUUACACGAGUCCUAGCUAAGGACAAAACAACAGUUCCAUGUGGAAUUCCAGCGCUGAAGGCUAGAAUAUUAGAUGAAGGUAAAUAUAACUAAUGGCGUAACUCGUGUAUUUCAUCCCCUUUGUGACAGACUCAGACUCGAUUUAUCUUUAUAUAUUACGUUUG